Molecule: messenger RNA, 1271 nt
Organism: Daucus carota subsp. sativus
Lineage: Eukaryota; Viridiplantae; Streptophyta; Magnoliopsida; Apiales; Apiaceae
Product: 1-aminocyclopropane-1-carboxylate oxidase homolog 1
Exons: 3
Coding region: 70-1173 (367 amino acids)
Source: RefSeq, a predicted model, not a curated record
AACUCAAGUUAUUCCACUGGAACUCCCAAAUGAACUUUCAUUUUUGAGGUAGAACUGCUCUAAACAACAAUGUUGUCUAACAUAUCCAAAAGUUAUGACAGGGGAAGUGAAUUGAAGGCGUUUGAUGACACGAAAGCCGGAGUCAAAGGCCUUGUUGAUGCUGGAAUCGCCAAGAUCCCUCGUAUUUUUGUAGAACCAGCAACAGAUGAUACAGGUAUCUUGCCGGUUUCAGAAGGUACUCCCAAAGUCCAUGCACCAGUCAUAGAUCUUACUGGCAUUCAUGAUGAUCCAGUCCGUCGUAAAGAGAUCAUUCAAGAAGUUGGAGAUGCAUCUGAGAAAUGGGGUUUUUUCCAGGUGGUGAAUCAUGGGAUUCCACUUGAUGUCUUGGAGGACAUGCUGACAGGGGUCCGAAACUUUCAUGAGCAAGAUUUUGAUGAGAAGAAAAUGUGGUACACACGCAAGCCUAUUUCAUGGCGAAAGCUCGUUUACAACUGUAACUUCAAUCUCUACAGAUCUUCUACAACAAACUGGAGAGAUACCUUUAAUGUUCCGGUGGCUCCUUCUCUUCCAAAACCCGAGGAAUUGCCUGAAAUUUGCAGAGAUAUCCUGUUGCAGUUCAUAAAGGAAGUGCAGAAGUUGGGUUGCUCAGUUCUUGAAUUGUUGUCAGAGGCUCUUGGGCUACCUAAAGAGCGGCUUAUUGAGCUUGGUUGCGGUGAGGGCUUAAACAUACUUGGCCACUAUUAUCCGGGGUGUCCUGAGCCAGAGCUGACACUGGGAACAUCCAGGCAUUCUGAUCCUACCUUCAUCACAGUGCUUUUGCAAGACCUCACCGGAGGCCUUCAAUUUGUUCACAACAAUCAGUGGUUUGAUGUUCCUCCUUGUCCCGGAGCUUUGCUGGUCAACAUUGGAGAUCUUUUACAGCUUAUAACAAAUGACAGGUUCAUAAGUGCAGAGCACAGAGUGAUUGCGAAGCACGUGGGUCCCAGAAUAUCAGUAGCAUGCAUAUUUUACACAGGUCUGAACCCUACCUUGAAGAGGUAUCAACCUAUUCAAGAGUUGUUGUCAGAUGAUAAUCCUCCCAAAUAUGGAAAAACAACUGUGAAAGAUUAUCUCCUCUGCUGCCAGAUGAAUAACAUCUUUGGGAAAGAUGCUCUCUCUUAUUUCAAGAUUUAGAUGUGUUUCUUGUAACAAUUCCGUCUCUUUUUAAUCUCGUUAUAAAACACGUUUGUCUGAGCCUCAAAUAAUGACUUAUAAUUUAUACGUUUGAAUAA